CUCCAAGACGCGUCCUCAGCUCCCAAGACUCGUCCACAGCUCCAAGACUCGUCCUCAGCUCCAAGACGCGUCUCAGCCCCAAGACUCCGUCCUCAUUCCAAGACUCGUCCACAGCUCCAAGACUCGUCCUCAGCUCCAAGACUCGUCCUCAGCUCCAAGACUCGUCCUCAGCUCCAAGACCUCCGUCCUCAGCUCCAAGACUCCGUCCUCAGCCCAAGACUCGUCCUCGGCUCCAAGACUCGUCCUCGGCUCCAGGACUCGUCCCUCGGCUCCAAGACUGUCUCGGCUCUAAGACUCGUCUCGGCUCCAAGACUCUGGUCUCUGAGCCCAAGACUCGUCCUCGGCUCCAAGACUCGUCCUCGGCUCCAAGACUCGUCCCCGGCUCCAAGACUCGUCUCGGAGCCCAAGACUCGUCCUCGGCUCCAAGAAUCUGUCCUCGGCUCCAAGACUCGUCCUCGGCCCAAGACUCGUCCUCGGCUCCAAGACUCGUCCCUGCUCCCAAGACUCGUCCUCGGCUCCAAGACUCGUCCUCGGCUCCAAGACUCUCCUCGGUUUCCAAGACUCGUCUCGGCUUCCAAGACUCUUCCUCGGCUCCAAGACGCUGCCUCCUGCUCAAGACGCGCCCCGCUCCAAGACGCGUCCUCGCUCCAAGACGCGUCUUCGGCUCAAGACGCCGCCCGGCUCCAAGACGCGUCCUGGCCCAAGACGCGUCCUCGGCUCCCCAAGACGCGUCUCGGCUCCAAGACGCCCCGGCUCCAAGACGCGCCUCGCUCCAAGACGCCUCGCUCGAGCCUCGGCUCCAAGACGCCUCGGCUCCAAGACGCGUCUGCCUAAGACGCGUCUCGGCUCCAAGACGCGUCUCGGCUCCAAGACGCCCCGGUCAAGACGCUGCCUUCGGCUCCAAGACGCCCCGGCUCCAAGAUGCCUCGGCCCAAGACGCUGCGCCUCGCUCCAAGACGCUGGCCUCCGGCUCCAAGACGCGUCUCGGUUCUGCCUGUCCUCAAGCUCCAAGGCCUGUCUCGGCUCCAAGGCUCGUCUCGGUUCUCCAAGGCCUGUCUCGGCUCCAAGGCCUGUCCUCGGCUCUGCUCGUCUCGGCUCCGCUGUCUCGGCUCCAAGGCGCGUCUCGCUCCAAGGCGCCCUCGGCUCCAAGACGCGUCCUGGCCCAAGACGCGCCCUCGCUCCAAGACGCGUCCUCGGCUCCAAGACGCGUCUCGGCUCCAAGACGCGUCCUGGCUCUUAAGACGUCCUGCUCCAAGACGCCUCCCGGCUCCAAGACGCCCUCGCUCAAGACUCUGUCCUCUGCUCCAAGACUGCCCGUCUCGGCUCCAAGACUCUGUCUCGGCUCAAGACUCUGCCUCGCCCAAGACGCGCCUCGGCUCAAGACUCCGUCUCGGCUCCAAGAGCUCGUCUCGGCUCCAAGACUCCGUCUCGGCUCCAGACUCUGUCCUCGGCUCCAGAGAUCGGUCCUCGGCUCAGACUGUCUAAGGUGUCUCGCUCCAAGACCCGUCCUCGGCUCCAAGACCUGCCUCGGCUCCAAGACUUGCUCGUCCUCGGCCCAAGGCUCUCGUCCUCGCCCAAGGCCUGUCCUCGGCUCCAAGGCUCGUCCGGCUCCAAGGCCUGUCUCUCGCUCCAAGACGCGCCUGCUCCAGACGUCCCGGCUCCAAGACGCGCCCUCGCCCAAGACGCUCCCGGCUCCAAGACGCGCCCCGGCUCCAAGACGCUCCUCGCCUCAAGACGCCUCGGCUCCCAAGACGCGUCUCGCUCACGUCCGGCUCCAAGACGCCCGCUCAAGAUCGCCCCCGGCUCCAAGAUGUGCCCCUCCAAGACGUUGUCUCGGCUCCAAGACUCCGGCUCCUGGCUCCAGAUUCUGUCCCGGCUCCAAGACUGUCUCUGGCUCCAAGACUCGUCUCGGCUCCAAGACGUCUCGGCUCCAAGACUCUGCCCCUCGGCUCCAAGACUCUGCCUCGUCUAAGACUGCCUGCCUCAAGACGUCUCUGGUUCCAAGACUCGCCCGGCUCCAAGACUCGUCUCGGGCUCCAAGACUCCGCCUCGGCUCCAAGACCUGUCUCUGGCUCCAAGACUCCGUCCUCGGCUCCAGACUCCGUCCUCGCCUCCAAGACUCUGUCUCGGCUCCAAGACUCCGUCCGGCUCCAAGACGCGCCUCAGCCCAAGACGCGCCUCAGCUCCAAGACGCUGCCUCAGCUCCAAGACGGCUCCUCAGCUCCAAGACGGCCUCAGCUCCAGACGUGUCCUCAGCCCAAGACGCGCCUCAGCUCCAAGACUCGUCCACAGCUCCAAGACUUCGUCCACAGCUUCCAAGACGCGCUCUCGGCUCCAAGAGCGUUGUCCAAGAUUUGCCUCGUUCCAAGACGCUGCCUCGGGUUUCAAGACGCCUCGCUCCAAGACGCGUCUCGGCUCGACGUCUCGGCUCAAGACGCUGCCUCGGCUCUGACGCCUCGCCCAAGACGCGUCCUCGGCUCCAAGACGCCUCGGCUCCAAGACGCUCCUCGCUCCAGACUCUGUCUCGGCUCCAGAUCGCCCUCGGGUUCCAAGAUCUGUCUCGCUCCAAGACUCGUCUCGGCCCAAGACUGCCGUCUGCCCAGAGCUCGUCUCGGCUCCAAGGCUCGCUCGGCUCAAGGUUCGCUCCUCGGCUCUGCUCGUCCCCGGUUCUAGGCGUUUCGUCUCUCGGCUCUGCUCGUCUCUGUUCUCCAAGGCUCGCUCUAAGACGCGUCCACGUUUCCAAGACGUCUGCUCAUGACGCGCCCGGUCCCAAGACGCCUCGUCCAAGACGCGCCUGUUUCCAAGACGCGCUCCUCGCUCCAAGACGCUGCCUCGGUCCAAGACGCGUCUCGGCUCCAAGACGCGCCCUGCUCCGGGCGUGUCCCGGUUCAAGACGCGUCUCGGUCCAAGACGCGUCCUCGGCUCCAAGACGCGUCUCAGCUCCAAGACGCGUCCUCAGCUCCAAGAUGCGCCUCAGCCCAAGACGUCUCCAGCCCAAGACGCGUCCAGCUCCAAGACGCGUCCUCAGCUCCAAGACUCGUCCUCAGCUCCAAGGACUCUGUCCACAGCUCCAAGACUUGUCCACAGCUCCAAGACCUGUCCACAGCUCCAGACGCGCGCCACAGCUCCAAGACUGUCCACAGCUCCAAGACGCGUCCACAGCCCAAGACGCGUCCACAGCUCCAAGACGCGUCCACAGCUCCAAGACGCGUCCACAGCUCCAAGACUUCGUCCACAGCUCCAAGACUCGUCCACAGCUCCAAGACUCUGUCCACAGCUCCAAGACUUGUCCACAGCUCCAAGACUCUUCACAGCUCCAAGACACCUAA
Homarus americanus (American lobster) is the source of this 3329-nucleotide messenger RNA. RefSeq names its product serine/arginine repetitive matrix protein 1-like. The transcript is spliced from 3 exons. NCBI's taxonomy places the organism in Eukaryota, Metazoa, Arthropoda, Malacostraca, Decapoda, Nephropidae. The annotation marks the transcript as partial. The record is from RefSeq and is a predicted model, not a curated record.